Messenger RNA from Camponotus floridanus (Florida carpenter ant), 1249 nucleotides. RefSeq names its product aquaporin-11 (gene AQP). The transcript is spliced from 5 exons. The coding region runs from base 214 to 1014 and encodes 266 amino acids. The record is from RefSeq and is a predicted model, not a curated record. Gene Ontology annotation, cellular component: cytoplasm. Gene Ontology annotation, molecular function: channel activity. NCBI's taxonomy places the organism in Eukaryota, Metazoa, Arthropoda, Insecta, Hymenoptera, Formicidae.
UGACCACUACGCUUUGAGACAAUUUCAGCGAAGGUCAUGGCUGCGCGACAUACUCGUAUAGAUAUAUUCGAUACUUGUAGUUUUAAAUAACCGCUACGCGAAACCUACUCUCAAUGUGAAUAUUUCUUGCGUGAAGUAUUUAUGAAAAUCAAAAUAAUAGAAACUGAAAUAAAAAAAUAGCCAGCGGUGAUAUUCGGUCAACUUAUUUCGAUAAUGGCUGGAUCAAUAGAUUUGGUAGUAUCUACAGCAUACAUUGGAGUUACAAUUUGGAUAGCGUAUUGGCUAAGGCUCUAUGCAUUAUUCUAUCUUAAUUCUUAUCCCCUCACGAGAAUUCUGGUCUUAGAAUUUAUAGCUACGGCGGAACUUUGUGGUGCAUGUUUCGAACUCAUUAUAAUUGCGGACAAUUGGGGAGUAUGGAUGUACGCGCUUUAUCUGUUCUUGUUAACGAUUUGGUGGUCACUGAACUGGGAUGAAGCUUCAGCAUGCCCUUACACACAUAUGGAGGAUGUAGUUGAGGGUAAAAAACCUUUAGGCGUUGCUUUUCUAUCAAUAUGUGCAGAAUUGGCCGGCGGUCUCAUUAUAUUCAAAUAUAUUCAAAUGUUGUGGGCAUUUCAACUUGUUUCUACGCACAAGAACAGGGCCUACGGAGAUUGCACUACUGAUUUACAGGUAUCUGCUAUAAUUGGAACACUUGUGGAAUGCAUUGCAACAUGUAUAUGUAGAGUGGUAUCUCGUGUGUUGGCUGAUUUGAAUCCGAGAUUUAGUACGGUCAUUGAUGCUUUUGUAGGGACGGCUUUAGUCGUUGCAGCUUUUAAUUAUACCGGUGGUUACUUCAAUCCCGCUUUGGCGACUUCUCUAAAAUACGGUUGUCUGGGAACCACGUCUAUGGAACAUAUGAUUGUUUAUUGGAUUGGAGCGUGUGUCGGAUCUAUCGCCUCUUUGCGCGUGCAUCGUAUGCCGUUUGUUCAAAAUUAUAUUCAAUUGCAAGAAAGUAAGGAUACUGUAUAUUCUUAGAUAAAAUUUAAAAGGAUUUUUUGAAAAUUUUUUAGAUACAUGAUAUUUAUAUAAUUAUGACUUUUAUUUAAUAAUAUAUUUUUUGUUUCCCAAUAACGUACAAAAAUUAACCAUGUACAAAAUUACGUGCCAAAAGAUAGAAUUAUACAUUCCGAUUGUGAUUAUUAUUAACAAUAAUAGAGCUACGCACAAUCUUGGAAGAUGAAAUUUAAAAAUGCCUUAAGAUAUUGUUGAA